GGCAGUGCAGGCCCCGGUGACGGCGGGUGAGGGGGGAGGGAAAGUGAGGCCGGCGCGGCCGAGGCGGGAGCAGAGGGGCGGCAGCGGCGCCUGAGAAGAGCGGAAGGCCCGCGGAGGAGGGAGGCGGCGGCGGCGGCGGCGGCGGAGGAGGGACCCCCGGACCCGCCUUCCAGGCAGCGAGGGAGGCCAGGCGGCGGCGGCGGAAGUGGCGGGGCGGCGCAGCAGGGCCUGGGCCAGGUGUACAUUCAAGGCCUUCAACUAUGGAUAGGAGAAGUGGGUUGAUAGAAGCUGUGAAUGGUGAUACCUUGCUUGAUAUGAACAGGAUCAGUACCAUGAGAUUCCCUCAUCGCUACACAAAAGAAGAACUUCUGGACAUAAAAGAGCGUCCCCACUCUAAACGGAGGCCAUCGUGUCUUUCUGAAAAAUAUGACAGUGAUGGAGUUUGGGACCCUGAAAAGUGGCAUGCCUCACUGUAUCCCCAUUCUGGAAGGACUUCGCCAGCAGAAGGGCUUAAGAAAGACUUGGAUUCAGACCGCACUUCCCUCAUGCGCAGGAUAGUGGAUCCCAGGGAGCGGGUAAAAGAAGAUGACUUGGAUGUGGUGCUGAGUCCACAGAGGCGAAGCUUUGGAGGGGGCUGCCACGUGACUGCUGCUGUCGGCUCACGUCGUGCAGGGAGCCCACUGGAGAAGGAGAACGACUGUGUCCGAGUCAUUGGAGGACGCAGGAUUGGCAGUGGGAGAAUUAUCAAUGCCCGGAACUUUGACAAAGACCACAGAGGCGGCGAAAAGGACUCAAGAGAUGCGCGGGACAGAGACCGUGAACGGGAGCACAAGGACAAGCGAUUCAGGAGAGAAUUUGGAGACGGCAAGCGUGUUUUUGGGGAGCGCCGAAGGAAUGAUUCCUACACAGAGGAGGAGCCAGAAUGGUUCUCUGCUGGCCCCACGAGUCAGUCGGAAACUAUUGAACUUAUUGGCUUUGAUGAUAAAAUCCUGGAGGAGGAACCUAAAGGGCGGAAACGAACCAGGCGGCGCACAGCCUCUCUGAAGGAAGGGAUGGAAUGCAAUGGUGGAGUAGCAGAAGAGGAAGAAGUGCAGGCUGUUCUUGGCCAGGAGACGGCAGCCAAUCAGGAAGUCCCAAGGGAAGCAGUCCUGCCAGAACCAGCUCCCGGAGAGUUUGAUUUCAAUGAGUUCUUCAACCUGGAUAAGAGUGUCCCUGGCUUGGCUUCGAUGAUAGAAGAUGUGCUGGGGGAAGGCUCAAUGUCAGCCAGUAGGUUCAGCCGCUGGUUUUCUAAUCCGAGCCAGUCUGGGAGUCGUUCAAGUAGCCUGAGGUCUACACCCCACGAAGAGCUGGAGAGGCUAGCAGAUCUAGAGCAAGGCAUUCUCUCCCCUGGUCAGAACUCGGGAAACUACUUUGCUCCCAUUUCUCUCGAAGACCAUUCUGAAAACAAAGUGGACAUCUUAGAGAUGCUACAGAAAGCCAAAGUGGACUUAAAACCCCUCCUCUCGAGUCUCUCGGCCAACAAGGAGAAGCUCAGAGAGAGCACACACUCGGGAGUGGUGCUUUCCGUGGAAGAAGUAGAAGCUGGCUUGAAAGGGCUGAAGGUGACCCAGGAGGGGGAAACGGCCACUCCCAUGAUGGCGGAGCGGCCGCCAGAGUCGCUGAACGUGACGGACUCCCGGCAGCUGAAGAAGGAUGGCGAUAUGUCUGCCUUCAACAAACUAGUCAGUACGAUGAAGGCGAGUGGGACUCUGCCUUCGCAACCCAAAGUCAAUCAAACACUUGAAAGCCACUUGAUCUCUCCUCUGGAGGUGCCAGGCCGGUCAGCUUCAAAGAAUAUUUUGCAGGAGAUCCUGGGGCCACCCCCGGGCAGGCCUGCUUCAUCCAAUGUCCUCGGCAGCUUGAUGAGUGGCCUGGAACCUGUGACAUCCCUCCUUGGCCAACGAGCACCCUCGCCGCCUCCCCCUCCAAUGUCACAGAUGUUUCCCACUCGAGCUGGUUCUGCUGAUUAUUUGAGACAUCAGAUUCCCUCCCCAAUUGGUUUUGUGCCAGGCUCUCCGCAGCUGCUUGGUGAUCCAUUUCAGGGGAUGCGGAAGUCCAUGAGCCCUGCUGCUGCACAGAUGAGUCCACUCGAGCUCCAGCAAGCCGCGUUAGAAGGCCUCGCUCUACCACAUGAAUUAGCCAUGCAAGUGUCAAACUUCUACCAACCAGGCUUUGGCAAACUGCAGAUGGACAAAAACAGAGAUGGCUACAGGAACAGGCCACAGCGCGUGACAAAAUCUUCUGUGCCCCUGGGCCACCGAGGGAAUGCAUCCUCUCCUACAGCCCCUGCAGCCUCCAUCACUAGCAUGCUCUCUCCUUCAUUUACUCCUACCUCAGUGAUACGCAAGAUGUACGAAAGCAAAGACAAAAGUAAAGAGGAGCCCAAUCCUGCAAAGCUGAAAUCCAGUGAGAGAAAUGAAGAGAGCUUGUUGCCGUCUAGGUCUACAGAACAUGUCGAUCAAGAGAAUGCCCCCUCCAUAGGUACCAAAUUAGCAUCACUGCAGCGCUCUACAUGCUCAACACCACUGUCCCAGACGAACCGUUGCACCAAAGAGCAAGACUACAGGCCGAAGUCCACUGGGAGAAAGACUCCUACCUUGGCCUCCCCAGUAGCAGGGCCCCCUUUUCUCCGUCCUAUCAGCCAGGUCCCCCUAGUUCCUCACGUGCCGAUGGUACGGCCUGCGCAUCAGCUGCCCCCGGGAUUAGUCCAGAGGAUGUUGGCGCAAGGUGUGCACCCACAGCAUCUCCCACCCCUGCUGCAAGCAGGGGUGAUCCCUCCUGGGGUGGACUUGACUCACUUGCCGGGAGUCUCUGCUCCCAUCCUUGGCCAGCCUUACUAUCCACUGCCAACAGCUGGCCAUCCUCUCUUGAACCCUCGCUCUGGGACACCUCUGCAGCUGGCCAUGAUGCAGCAGCAGCAGCAGCAGCUACAGAGAUCGGGCUCAACCCCACAGGGAUCUGCUGUUGGUGUGCAGACAGCCGCUCAGAAUGUGCCGUCUCGGACUGGCCUGCUUCACAUGCACUCGCAGUUGGACCAUCGUGCUAACCCGCGAAGCGGCUCCCCCGUUGGCCUGGCAAAAUGGUUUGGCUCAGAUGUCUUGGAGCAGCCCCUCCCUUCCAUGCCCUCCAAAGUGAUCAGCGUUGAUGAACUGGAGUACCGGCAGUGAGCAGCCAUGCUGGAGAGCAGGGAUUUGUGCUGCCGCUGCUGCCGCCACCGCCUGACACCGAUGUCCUCUUGUGCUUCACCGGUCUCUUGUGCUGAGGGCUCUCUGGUUUUCGCACUCUGUGCAGAAUUCUCUCAAGCGUACAUGGGCACCUGUGCUGGGUCCAGGUCUACAGCAAGACUAAAGAGUCUAGACUGACCAGUGCACCCUGAGGAAAGUUGGAUGCAAGACAGUACAGGUUUAAUUCUGGAAGCCUCUUUUUGUGUUUGUAAGAUAUGAAUAAAAUGCUGAUGUCCUCUUCAGGUAGAGAGGGCAGCAAAGGGUUCCUCACAGGAAAUGUAUAGACAACUUGUAAAUAUUUUUGUAUAUAUAUCAACAGGAUAGCUUUUUUUUGAACCUAUACAGCUGUACAUAAGAGUAACUGGCAAAAAGUUAAGCUUUAGUUUGUGUGCCUAUGGUUUUCACUGUACAUGUGGGACUUGUUUAAAAUUAAAGUUGCAUACGUAAAGUGUGAGUGAACAGGG
Hemicordylus capensis (graceful crag lizard) is the source of this 3727-nucleotide messenger RNA. It is a transcript of the gene EIF4ENIF1, whose product is annotated as eukaryotic translation initiation factor 4E nuclear import factor 1. The transcript has 19 exons. Gene Ontology annotation, molecular function: mRNA binding. Gene Ontology annotation, biological process: negative regulation of translation. NCBI's taxonomy places the organism in Eukaryota, Metazoa, Chordata, Lepidosauria, Squamata, Cordylidae. Bases 261 to 3206 code for a protein of 981 amino acids. The record is from RefSeq and is a predicted model, not a curated record. Gene Ontology annotation, cellular component: cytoplasm; nucleus.